Molecule: messenger RNA, 426 nt
Organism: Ricinus communis (castor bean)
Lineage: Eukaryota; Viridiplantae; Streptophyta; Magnoliopsida; Malpighiales; Euphorbiaceae
Product: wound-induced basic protein
Exons: 2
Coding region: 90-233 (47 amino acids)
Source: RefSeq, a predicted model, not a curated record
AAGCCCAAAUGAGCAAAAGGGAAAGAAUAGAAACCCCUUGUGCAGCAAAAGGUUGGAGAAGAAAGUUAGGGUUCAGUUGAUAUUCUAGAAUGAUCUACGACGUUAACUCUCCUCUCUUCCGUUCAUUCCUCAGCCAAAAGGGUGGCUCCUCUGAUAAGAGGAAAAUGGAGGAACAGAAGCCAAAGGAACAGAGACCCAAAGCGAACGAGAAUAAGCCUGUUAUGACAGAGUAAAGCUGUUAUGAUGUAGUGACAGCUGCCAUGUGCUAGAGGGUUCAAAAGUGCUAUUAUAAAAUGUUGGGAUUUUUGUUAUGACUGAUAUGAAUUGGAUAUUUUUCUGGACCAAAGUUUUUCACUUUGUAAUGAAUGCUUGUUUGGAUAUAAUUUUGUUAAUUUGAGUUUGUGAUGGGCAUAUUGUUUUCUGAAA